AGUCAGUCAAUCGGUGUUUUGAUACGGUGACGGUCGUGUAAAAAAGUGUGUUAAAGCGUACAUUCUCUAAAACCGAAGUGUUUCUUAAGUUCAUGAUGUCGGAUGAAAUCGCAGAGAAUGGAACAGCGAACGGCGACGUUCCGGAGAUCGAGCUGAUCAUAAAGGCAUCGACAAUAGACGGGCGGCGGAAGGGCGCGUGUCUGUUCUGCCAGGAGUACUUCAUGGACCUGUACCUACUCGCAGAGCUUAAGACCAUCAGCUUAAAGGUGACGACAGUGGACAUGCAGAAGCCGCCGCCCGACUUCCGCACGAACUUCGAGGCCACACACCCGCCCAUUCUCAUCGACAACGGCCUCGCCAUCCUCGAGAACGAGAAGAUCGAGCGCCACAUCAUGAAGUCCGUGCCCGGCGGUCACAACCUAUUCGUACAGGACAAAGAAGUGGCCUCACUUAUCGAGAACCUGUAUUCGAAGCUGAAGCUGGUGCUGGUGCGCAAAGACGAACAGAAGUCGGCGUCGCUGCGCGCGCACCUCGCGCGCAUCGACGCGCUGUUGGAACGCCGGGGCACGAGGUUCCUGACGGGCGACACGAUGUGCUGUUUCGACUGCGAGCUGAUGCCGCGCCUGCAGCACAUCCGCGUCGCCGGCAAGUACUUCGUGGACUUCGAGAUCCCGACGAGCCUGGUAUCGCUGUGGCGCUACAUGUACCACAUGUACCAGCUGGACGCGUUCACGCAGAGCUGCCCCGCCGACCAGGACAUCAUCAACCACUACAAGCUCCAGCAGGCGCUGAAAAUGAAGAAACACGAAGAACUCGAGACGCCCACAUUCACGACGUCCAUCCCCGUGGACGUGAACUCUUCCCACCACGAGUAGUAGCGCGCCACAAGUCCCACCACUCCACCGUUAUUAGUAAAUAGUAAGGAACGCUGGCCGGUAGCACACA
Messenger RNA from Cydia amplana, 945 nucleotides. RefSeq names its product chloride intracellular channel Clic (gene Clic). Bases 93 to 875 code for a protein of 260 amino acids. The transcript has 7 exons. Gene Ontology annotation, cellular component: apical plasma membrane; cytoplasm. NCBI's taxonomy places the organism in Eukaryota, Metazoa, Arthropoda, Insecta, Lepidoptera, Tortricidae. Gene Ontology annotation, biological process: chloride transport. The record is from RefSeq and is a predicted model, not a curated record. Gene Ontology annotation, molecular function: chloride channel activity.